Molecule: messenger RNA, 1552 nt
Organism: Equus quagga
Lineage: Eukaryota; Metazoa; Chordata; Mammalia; Perissodactyla; Equidae
Product: ficolin-2-like
Exons: 9
Coding region: 267-1073 (268 amino acids)
Source: RefSeq, a predicted model, not a curated record
GGAGGAGGUGACCGUCCCCACUGGGGGUGGGAAAUAGAGCCAGAGGUGACAGUGGGCGGCCUCAGGCCUAUAAGAGUGGAGGAACCCCUUCAGCGACAAUGACCAGAACAAUGGAGAGGAGCAGAGCAGCCGCGGCCAUGGAGCUCGCCGUCCUGGCGAUGGCCUCCCUGUGCGUCGUGGCCUCGGCUGCCGACACCUGUCCAGAGGUGAAGAUGGUGGGUCUGGAGGGCUCCGACAAGCUCACCAUUCUCUGAGGCUGCCAAGGGAUGCCCGGGGCUAUGGGGCUCAAAGGAGAGAUAGGUGCCACUGGAGAGAAAGGAGAACGAGGCCCCGCUGGAGUCCCUGGGAACACAGGCCCACCGGGGCACAAAGGAGACCGAGGGGAGAAGGGCGCCUGUGGAGAGAAAGGAGAGCCUUGGGAACCAGAGAACUGUCAAACAGGACCUCGGAACUGCAAGGAGCUGCUCACCAGUGGCCAGACUCUCAGCGGCUGGCACACCAUCUACCUGCGCGACUGCCGGCCCCUGACUGUGCUGUGCGACAUGGACACGGACGGCGGGGGCUGGACGGUCUUCCAGCGAAGGAGCGACGGCUCCGUGGACUUCUUCCGGGACUGGGCCGCGUAUAAGCGGGGCUUUGGCAGUCAGCUGGGAGAGUUCUGGCUGGGGAACGACAACAUCCACGCCCUGACCGCCCAGGGAACCAGUGAGCUCCAGGUCGACCUCGUGGACUUCCAGGGCAACCGCCAGUUUGCCAAGUACGGGUCAUUCAAGCUGGCGGACGAGGCGGACAAGUACAAGCUGGUCCUGGGAGCCUUCGUCGGGGGCAACGCAGGAGAUUCCCUGACAGCCCACAACGACCGGUUCUUCUCCACCAAGGACCAAGACAACGACCAGAGUUCUUCCAACUGUGCUGAGGUGUACCGGGGGGCCUGGUGGUACGACAACUGUCACUCGUCCAACCUGAAUGGCCAGUACCUCCCCAAUCAGAGCUCCCAGAACAGUGUUACCUGGAGUUCUGGGAAAAACUAUUACAGCUACAUGGUGUCGGAGAUGAAGGUGCAGCCCUACUAGCCCGGGCAGCCGCCCCGGAGCCUCUGCCGUCAGGUCCUUCCACAUGCCAUGGCGGGUGGGAGAGCCUGUCCCCAAGCCCUCAUCAGGAAGGGACCUGGAGCUCUGGGUCACUAUCCUCAGCGAAUGGAGGGGCUUCCUCCAGGCCCCUCGGCAGGGCACCUCUCAGCUUUGUGCCUUUGACCAUCUUCACCCCUUCUCUCCCAUCCGUGACCAUAAGAGUGACUGUCACACCAGGUCUCGUCAGCAACACGUAUUUGCAACAAAGAUAUUUGCUUACUCUAAAGGCAGACACGGGAUGCCAUCAUCGUUUGCAUUGCUCUGAUCCCUGCUUGUGUUCCCAUGUCUGCUCGCCUGUCUGGGCCUCCCCGUGACUUGGCACUGUAGGUGCCCUUUGGGCUGAGGAAGUUUCUGAUGGUCUCAGACAGGAGUCAGCAAGGCAGGGCCACACUGUCCGUGUGCCAAUAAACUUUUAUCGCUUC